GGGAGAGAGAGGGAGAAAGAAGGGAGGAGAGAGAGAGAUGGGUUAUUCCAAGGAUCAAUUGCUCGCAUGUUUACAGGAUAAGAAACAUAGGUUUUAUGUUGUUUCUGCUUUUGCGGAUACCAAAGUAGAUCUGAAGGUUCUAUCUCAGAGACUUGGUUUGGGAAAAGCAGGUUUAAGAAUGGCGCCUGGAGAAGCACUGCCAGAAAUACUUCAGGUGCCUCUGGGUUGUGUUACUCCAUUUGCACUAGUGAAUGAUUCAGCCCGGCAUGUCUCCUUGUUAAUGGAUAAAGGAUUUAAAGAUCAGGAGUGCUGCUUCUUCCAUCCGCUGUUAAAUGAUACAUCAAUCUCCCUCCUCCUGAUCUAGCAGCUUUUGUUCCAUCUGAUGCCAUAGUCCUGCAAGAAGAUCCAGAAAAGGCAGCUCCCCCUCAAGUUCCUGAAAAAAAAAUUGUUGCUGCGAAUAAUUAGUCCACAACUGUUACUGCAAAAGCUGGUAAUCCAUCCAACGAUACACAAAAGGAGAAAUCUGCCAAUGUGAAAUUAUCAAGUUCCUUUACCAAUCCUGAGAAAUUCAUUGAAGAAAUAUUAGAGAGAACAUCUACUAUAGUUCUUUCAGAGAUCAAGGAGGAGACUAUCAAGCAACAUGGGGAACAGCUUGGUACUCUUGUUUCAAACAGUAUCAGAAAACAUCUUAACUUGGAUUUCAUUAACCUGGCUACAAUAUUAAAAAACACAGCUUAUACGGAGGGUUUUCAUGCUGGUACUCACCACCAAGGUUCGAGAUGUCUCUAAUGGUGUCAUUUGCGUUAAUCAUUGCCAAAGGGGAAUCAUCUAUCAGAGCACUGAGCGUUUUUUUAUUCUUGCUAGAAAAUCCGAACAUUAGCAAUAACCUCAUGUUCUUGCCUUUUGGAGAGAGAUUUGGAAAGAGAAAGGGAAAAGGUGUGUGAAACUAGGUGAAAUAUAAAUAUAUUUUAUUUAUAUUUUACCUACCUUUUCCAUUUCUCUUUUCAAAUCUUUCUUCAAAUCUCUCAACCAAACACAACAUGAAUGAAUUUUUUCAUAAUACCUCAAAGGCAUUAUUUGAUACCUGUACUGAUUUUCAUAUUUAUUUUCAAGUCAGAGCUGUGAGGGUUUUUUUUUUAGCCAAUGGGCGUAAACGGAUGGUGUGUUUAUUAAGUCUAGUUUAAAAAAAAUGAACAAUUUUAGCCUGUU
Molecule: messenger RNA, 1209 nt
Organism: Camellia sinensis
Lineage: Eukaryota; Viridiplantae; Streptophyta; Magnoliopsida; Ericales; Theaceae
Source: RefSeq, a predicted model, not a curated record